This is a messenger RNA of Cladocopium goreaui, 462 nucleotides long. The record is from the annotation of a GenBank genome assembly. Lineage: Eukaryota; Dinophyceae; Suessiales; Symbiodiniaceae.
AUGCCACCGAAGAAGAAGCAGAAGACGUGCGCGCGCACUGUGGAAGAUGUGCCAGCUGUUCAGGUCGCCUUGGACCAAUGGCUUCAGCAAACCUACAACCUGCGGCACAACAAGGCUGAUGAUGGCAAGAUGGCCUUGUUCCCAUGGCCUGUUGAGCAUGGUGGAACCUUUCUAGAGAUUGCCCAGCGUGCUUGGGGAGACGGUGAUCGCAUUUUGAAUGGUGCGCUUCGGGUUUGCCAGAAGGCUGGCAUUUGUGGCACUGAAUCUUGUUUGGAUGACUUCCAGCGGAGGUUCUGCAAGAUGGAGGACUGGCCACCUGUGGAGGGAAAGAUCAGCAAGACUUCCAUUUUGCAGUGGAGCAUGAUGAACGAAUCUUUCUGGCGUGGCUUUGUUCCGAUGAGCGAAGUUCUUGGCGUUGCUCGGUCCAUUGCUAUGUCGCGCUUCCGCGAGGCUGGACUUUGA